AUGGCUGUCCGGCCACCCAAUAAUAAGCCUGCCAUUCCCCUGUCCGAAGACAGAGAGCGCCAUGUUGAACCUCACCCCGGUCGCCGUCUCAGUAUGUAUGAGCCACAGUACCGGCAAAAGCCACUGCCCCGGGUCCCGGUAGCCGUCAAGGGCUCCUCGUCGGUCGUCCCGCGCCGGGCACCAUCCGUACAGAGUCCUUCGCACCCGCGCAGCAGUCAAUCAUCCUCACAGCCCCAGUCGCCCCGGCGGACGUCGUCUACAACACGCACCUGCACAAGGCCGUCCCUGGACCAACAAGCACCGAGACCACCCAUGAGGCUCCCGAUGCCGGAGCUGGCGCCAUCACAGCCCAUGAGAAAAUCCGACAGACAGUCGAGCUUUUCUCGUGGUGCAUCGGGCCCUAGAUCGUCCCAAAAAGUCAACAGCUUGAUAGGGCAUGCCUUGGAUCUCCCCCCGGCCGAGACGUAUGAUCCGCAUAGCAGAACCAGCUCCAGCUCUUAUGCGGGUUUCUCUGACGGCGACUCAGCCACGGCGUCCGAUGAUGAAGACUACUGCCCCGAGGAGCAGGGUACCUCCAGCACGGAGGAGGUGCUAAUAUGCGUGGAGGAUGACCUCUUCCACAACGACGAGGCUUGGUGGGCGGAGCACCGAGCGCCAGCCGCUGCAAUCCUGCCACAAGCGCUCGCAACCUCACGGCAUGGCAAGACGCCCAGUUUCGGCGACACAUCUCUUUCCCACUGCAAUCGCAGUCAGACCCUCGAGCGGAGCGGGAACUGGAAUCCGGGUGGCCAGCUGCCGCGCCGGCUGACGCCAGGCCAUGGGCAGUUUACCGAUAAGCGCGCCGCCAGCGACUACCAUCGCGUCGCGGCGGAACUGGCCACCCCGUGUCAGUUUGUAAAUCCGUUGAAGCCGGCGUCUCUCUAUGCCAGUCACCAGACGUUGCCGGAGCAGGGCAGCAAAAAGACACGAAGCAGGGGCAAGUUUCGUCGAGCUCGCACUGCGGCCUUUGGCCUGUUGUGGGCGCGAACAAAGGACCCCAGCCCACAGCCGCCGCCGCCACGGCCGCCGCCACGACCACCUGCGUUGCCGGAGCUCCCUCCUUCCCUCUCCCCCUUUAGAUCUUUCGCCGAGCCGGUACGACCGGUGCGUCUGCCUUCAUGCUCGGAAAGAUCUCUACCCUUUGAAGAAUAUACGCCCAAGGAGCACCCCACUACCUUCUGUGACGAGACAACACUGAAGAUGCGCUGCCCGCCGAGGGUGCCCGCCGUCGGUGUGCGUCCAGCGCCGACGGCGGCGGCGCCGCAGCCUGCCGUGCCGGAGCUGCCUUCUCCCUCGUCCACCUUUACGCUCGCCGAGCCAGUACGACCUGCGUCUUCGACUACGUGUGCAGAAGAAGAAGAGACGCCCAGGAAGCACUCUACCGCCUCCUUUGACGAGACGGCCCUGAGGAAGCCUCCCUGCCCGCCAGCGCUUCCCGCCGCCGGCGCGCGUCAGCCAGCGCCCUCGCCGUCCCCGCACCGCCAGUAUAGUCUGUUUCCACGGUCGACCAUGCCUCCGCCAUUGAUGCACCUCCAGCCUCUGUUGACGACGCUGUCGCCGCUGCAAGCGAUCCAAUCCGAAGCUCAGCUAAUGUCCAUGCCGCCGGCGCAGGUGAUUCAGUUCCAGUCCCGGCAGACAAUAUCCCCGCAGCACGCGAGCGUCUUUGAACACGACUCGGACAAUGAAGAGGACGACAAGGACAAGCCGUCAUCGUCCUCGUCGCCAUCAUCGUCGUCGUCUGGCGGGGGCGUCAUGGGCCUGCUGGCCAACGCGCGCGACCGGAAGUGGCCCCCGCCGACGGGACGCCGCCAGUCCCGUGUGCGCCGCGAGUCGAUCAGGGUGCUGCACAUACCGGAGCCGGACAAGGGGCAGGCGUCGGCCGAGGUGCCGAAAAAUACUAAUGAACCAAAGAGGCCGAGACCGCGCGAUAUGAGCAGGCUGGAACCGUACUCUGGUGCGCCGGGCGUCCUGUUGUAG
Messenger RNA from Cordyceps militaris CM01, 2016 nucleotides. RefSeq lists its product as uncharacterized. The record is from RefSeq and is a predicted model, not a curated record. NCBI's taxonomy places the organism in Eukaryota, Fungi, Ascomycota, Sordariomycetes, Hypocreales, Cordycipitaceae. The transcript has a single exon. Bases 1 to 2016 code for a protein of 671 amino acids.